Messenger RNA from Ostreobium quekettii, 1113 nucleotides. The record is from the annotation of a GenBank genome assembly. Lineage: Eukaryota; Viridiplantae; Chlorophyta; Ulvophyceae; Bryopsidales; Ostreobiaceae.
AUGUGCACGAGCACAGACAGUGAUAGACAGGCAUACAUGCUGCGUAUGGCUCUGGAAAUCGUCGCCAUCACUCUUUGCAGUUGGAUAUGCGUGUGGCUCAUCAGUCGCAACGAGCAUGGGGGUGGUGAACAGAAUGAAGCUCUUCGGCUGCUUGAGGGAAGUUUGAGAAGGGCUGCAGUUGAGGAGGCAGACCUGCGAUCCAGGGUGGAAACUUGGCAGGAGAAGGCGGGAGUGGCUGAACUGGAUAAUAUUCGGCUCACUAAACUUGCUGACGGGUACGAACUGCGUGCCAAGACAGCAGAGGACUGUUUGGCAGACAUGCAGGAUGCAAGAAUGGAGCUGAUGGACGAGGUUGCAUUGAAGACAUCGGAGAUAGCGGAGGCCCAGAAGAAGCAGGAAAUUCUUGAGGCCUUUUCCAAAGAGCAGGCUGAGCGUAUCGCUGAGAUCACAAUCCAGCUCACAGCUGCCCAGGUGGAGUCCGGUCAGUCGCAAGACAAGGUGGAGCAGCUUCAAGCAGAGAGGGUGAUAAUCUCGACCAAACUUGGCAAGAUAACAUCUGGGAAGAAGAUCCCACAAGUGGUGGAGGUCAGGUCACUGCUGGCAGCUGCCGAGCAGGACAUAGCACACCAGAGACAGAAGGUGUCAGACCUCGAAAAGGAUCAGAAGAGCGUGCUGGAGAAAGCGGACAGUCUGAUGGGUCACGCAAAGCAGCAGAGUGACACCUUCAACCAGUUGCUGGACCGAUUGCAGGCUGCCGAAAGGCAGAUUGAGAUGUACCGUGCCAAGAUUCACAUUCUUGAGAGGAGUGCAGCUUUUCAUGGGCGUGGGUUUGAGAGCACCAGCAGCAUGGAUCCCAUUUCAGCUCAUGCACAGGCCACCAAGGGUGUAUCUGCUGAGGCCAGCAAACUAAGCGACAUUCCAAAAGAGCUGGACCCUGCGCAGCUGCCCAGUCUGGACACCCGUCAGGCUGAUCAUGCACCACCAGAAAGUGCCGGAGAGGCGCUUGUGGAGCUCGAUCAAAGCUCUGAACCCGACUAUCCAACAAGGGCUGAGACCCUUCCUCCUUCCCAGCAGCGUGAAACCAGCGACGACGGCCAACAUCCACAGGCCUGA